This is a messenger RNA of Hyposmocoma kahamanoa, 2577 nucleotides long. Its product is annotated as sorting nexin-29-like. The coding region runs from base 1 to 1962 and encodes 653 amino acids. Gene Ontology annotation, molecular function: phosphatidylinositol binding. The record is from RefSeq and is a predicted model, not a curated record. The transcript is spliced from 11 exons. Lineage: Eukaryota; Metazoa; Arthropoda; Insecta; Lepidoptera; Cosmopterigidae.
AUGAAUACAAUUGUGAAAAACAGCAAAAUACUAAACACCUUGACGAAUGCUAUUGAUAACAAGGAAGAGCUUAAGAAACGAACAGAAUGUGGCAAACAAGUGUUACAAGAUCUGCUCAUUUGUGUUCAAAAUUGCCAAAAUCGGUUUGGAGGAAAAUCUGAAUUAGCCACUGAGGAUGACAUAAGAAUAGUUCAUCUGUGUGAAAAGUGGGAGAAAGUUUUGAGUCAUGGCAUAAGAACAAACUUGUCAAAUUCUGCAAUACAAAGUUUGGUUACUGCAGGUUUGAAUUUUACAUUCAACAUAAUUAAUGUAGGCAAUUCUCUGUGGAGCUACACCUGUCUACACUUAACUAAACAUGAGAAAGAGAGAUUUAAGAUUUUAGCCAACAUUAACACACCACUUGGAUAUUUUAGAGCAUUUCUUAGAGCAGCUCUCAAUGAAAGGUCUUUGGAAAGGUAUCUCCAUAGUUGGAUUGGUCAUGGUCUCCUUAUGGAAUAUUACGAGGAAGGGGCCCUGGUUAGAGACAAUGAAACUUCCAAUCUACUUCCAAAUAUGGCAGCAGGCUUAUCAUCUAUUUUAUUUGCCCUAUCUAUUGACAGAGCACAGUUGAAUGAAUCACAACAAACUAAUCAAAUUAAUAAAGCAGAGCUUGUUAUACCUCUUCCCACGCCCAUGAAGGCAUCAAACAAUCAAAAAAAGAAACCCUUACGCCAAGUUAUAUCAUUUGAUAAAAGUGAACAAAUCAAUCAAAACAAAGAAAAAAGGAAGUCAAUGCCCACUGUUGACCACAAUGACGAGAUGUGGAAAAGUGCGCCGGCUACUUGUCUCAACUCGCCAGACCCAAAAGUAACGCUUCAUGCAGCAUCUGGCAGUGAACCAACCAGUUCAGAAAUCAAAAGCAGUAUUAGACAUUUUUUUCCGGACAGUGUAAAAGUAAUGGACAGCCCAUCACAAAUUUUAACAAAGCUUUCCGAGUGCGCUAAAGAGAUAUUUUCGUCUUCAAAUAGUAUAGAUACUAACAAUAUUCUCAAAGAUGAUGUAUCAGAAUUAAGCAUUAAUAAUCUAAAAAUAUCAGAAAGUGACAGUGAAGAGGUGGCCGGCAGCAUAGAUGGGAGUACUUCAUGCUUAGAACUUUGUUUCACUGAAGAUGAAAGUGUACCUGAAGAGAAAACUUUAAAUAGUAUUUUAGAAAGUAGAGAUAAAGAAUUAAUAAAUUUACAAAUAAAAUGUAGUCAGCUAGAGAUAGCUAGUAAGGAGAAAACACAAAAAUUAGAGAAAGUUAUUUUGGAUCUGAGCAAAGAAAAUAAUAGAUUAAAAGAUCAGCUUAGGCACUACAUGUCUGCUGUGGAGAUGGGCAAGGCUUUAAAAACCGGAAGCGGUGACUCUGAAGAAAUAAGUUUAUAUGAAAACAAAUUAGUACAGGUAGCAGAAAUGCAUGCAGAGCUUAUGGAAUUCAAUCAAUAUCUGCAGAAGCGGCUUCAAGAUCUUGAAAGUACUUCAACAAUUGAGGUCCUAGAUCUUCCGGAAUCUAACGUGAAAGCUCAUAUUCCCACUGCUUUUUUGGUUGGCAAAAAAAGACAGUCCUACCAUGUAUAUCAGAUAUACUUAAAAGUAGGUCUUGAAGAGUGGAAUGUCUACCAUAGAUAUGCAAAGUUCCACGAGUUACAUAUGCAACUCAGAAAGUGUCAUCCCGAUAUUACAAAUUACAAGUUUCCACCAAAGAAAACGCUGAGGAAAAGAGAUGCGCAGUUAGUCGAGCAGCGUCGAGUCGCGCUGCAGGCGUAUCUUCGCUACAUUCUGCUUGUAUUACCGGAACUGCGAGACUGCACCAGUCGCUCACAGCUCAUAACACUGCUACCAUUCUUUGGUACUUCAUCUACGAGUUCGCGCGAGAAUGGACUAAGUCACAUUUUGAAUCGACAGCAAUCCGACGACUCAAUGUCUACAUAUGAUGCACUAUGAUAGGUAACAGUGAACUUUUAAGUCAACACAUACAUCUGAAAAUUAAUCAAUUUUCGUGAAGUCGUUUUAGGUAUAAAAAUAAAAUAACAUUUUUUAAUGCUUAACGAAUUUGUUGUCUACGAGAAACGAAAACAUUUCAUUAGUAUACUCUCUUAUCUACAUGUGUACUUGCACGCAAAGGGUUGGACCCCACUUGAUAAUAUACAUGCGCAUUUUAGGUGAUGAUAUCACCCACACAUGUACGCGCCGCAACGCAUCGCACUUGUUAGCACCUUGCCCCAUAUUAUAUCGUAUGCAUAACGUUACAUUAAAUUGUACAUAAAAAUAAUAAUAUUUUUGUAGAAGGUAAAGUUUCUGUUUCAUUGUUCUAACCAAGGUUUUAAUGCACCGCAGCGUCGCAUUCCUUGGCUGCGACAAUUUGAGGCGACCUUAAGCGUAAUUUCGAUCGAUCCAUCGGUGCUGAUGAGUGCCACUACCAUGAUUAACAAUUUGAUUGUCGCUAGUGACCGCUUCCAAUUUAACAAAUUGGUAUAGCGACUCUAGCCUAUAGUCUAGUCAGAAGAACUGAUAUUUUCUAUAAAAAUAUUUUAAUAAUAAAUAUUUUUUAUGAUGGGC